UGACGUAGAUGGAAAGGCAUGGUUGCUGUUUGUUUGAGUUGAAACCAGGGGCUGGAAGGCUGUGUGUGUGUAGCUGAACGGUAGACUGUCACUGGACUGUUCCCUUGUAUGGCAUUCUUGCUUGGUCAUGGCAAAGUGGAGUGUGAAUGUGCGCCAGGCUGUGGCCGUACCAGAAAACAUAAAAGGGUUUCAAGAAAAAGGAAAAAAGGAACGACACAAGCUGAAGGAAACCCUGGCAUCCCAUCUUUCAGAGGAUCUGCACAGGCUCUUCAAAGAGGAAUUGCAGGCAGAUGUCACAUUCCAGGUUGGGUCAGAGGUCUUCCGAGCACACCGAGCUGUGCUGCUGGCCAGAGUGCCAGAGUUCUUCCACCAGGUUGUUGAUCGAGCGACAAAUGAAUGUGGUGACAUUUCUCAACUAAUCCACAUAAAAGCCAUUCAGCCUUCAGAGUUUAAACACUUUUUACAGCUGAUUUAUACGGCAGACGGAAAAGUGAACAGUGUGGGUCUAAAGGUAGCAGGAGAGGAAAAAGAGGCUGCUGUAAUAAAGAAAGACAAGAUGAUUGCAUCCAGCAGUGAGAGCAGCGAGGCCACUGAAACAUUCAAUAUGAAAUAUCCCCAAGGAGCAAACCAUCCAUCUGGUCAGCCAUGUAAAGGAACUGCCGAGGCUCCAGCAGAGCAGGCUUUGGGCAUUCUUAAAGAGGAUCUCUUUGAGGGUUCAGGUGGGAACCACAGCAGAUUAAUUCCAUCAGACUCAGUUACCGUGGCACCUGCCUCUGUGCUUGGAGCAGAUUUGCUUUCAUUGUAUAAGGGUGGUUGCUUCUCGGAUAUUAGCAUUCACAUUGGGAGUACAGUUUUUAAAGCCCACAGGGCCAUUCUUUGUGCUCGCUCCAGCUAUUUCGCUGCUAUGCUGAGUGGAAGCUGGUCAGAAAGCUCCCAGGAGCACAUCACAUUGCAGGGAGUCGACCAUGCAGAAAUGGCUGUCAUGCUGCAUUUCAUUUAUGGAGCUGUUGUUGACCUUCCAGAAGGAGCGGAUGUGUGCCAGGUGCUGUCGGUAGCAGACAUGUAUGGAUUGGAAGACCUGAAGGAAGUAGUGGUGUUUGUUCUGAAGAGAGAUUACUGCAGGUUUUUCCAGAAGCCAGUAGUUGGUGUGCAGCAGUCUGUUUUGGAGUGCCUAUCUAUAGCCCAUUCCUUGGGGCUUGAAAGUCUCUAUGCAUCUUGCGCCAGGUGGGUUGCAAAAUAUUUCAUGAAAUGCUGGUCUGGAAGAAACUUUGCAUUCCUGUCAGCUGAAAUGCAGAGGGCGUGUCUAACUGCUCUCACACAGUCCAUGAACCAGGACAAUGUGGUUGCCAUGCUGAUGGAAAGUGACCAGCUGAUCAGCAGCCUGCCUGGAGUGAAGUGGGCAGAGCGAGCUUCGUGUUUGGCGACAGAGCUGCAGGAAGAAUGCAUAUCCUACAUCGUGGAGCAUUUCUCUGAGAUAAUACUCGGUGAUGGCUUCCGUCAUCUUCUACAGGUACAAGGAAUGAGCAGCAAACCGUAUUUGCUGGAGAAGAUAUUUUUGGCCAUUGAGAACGGUGUCACUAUGGAUAACUGCUGCUCCCACUUCAUUACUGUGGACACCCUGAAGAGAGCACAGCUUAUGGAUGAGAUGGGUUUUGCGUGUGUAAUCCAGGCUCUGCAUGAGAAGCUGUGGACGUUUCUAGUUCAGUCUUUCUAUGCUGUUCGUCACACAGAGGGAUGGAAUUUGAUGAAAACACAGCACAGGGAGCAAGUUCAAGCAGUCACAAACACUGCUCUUAAAUCUCAUGUACUUGAUGGAGAUCAGAGGCUACUUGUAUUCAUGGUAGCGCUAAAUUCUGCGUUUGACAAGGGUGACAAUAGAAGACUUGGCAAAAAACCAACAUUCAGUAGUUCACAGCAGCAUAUAAAAUGUCCUCGGGUUCAUCUAAUUACAUCUGAAAAUCCAAAGCAAAGCCCCCAGGUGGGGAGGAACGCACGAACACCCCAGAGUCUCUUAUCGAACAAGCCAGAGAAAAUGAAGUCUGAUGGGUUAGGAGCAGCUGGAUACACUGCAGCUGCUGGCAGGGUUACCUCUAACAAGGCUACAAAAACGAAUCUUUCCAAGGGAAAUGACAGCAGUAAACCGGCUAAGGAUGACAAACCCACCGACAAGAGCUUACCUGCAAAAACAAAGGCGGCAGCAAAGGCACAGCCUAAAAACAAUGGCAGUGCAAAAGCAGAAGGCUCUGCCGGCAGCAGAGAUAAUACUCCCCCUUUGUCUGCAAAUGGACCGAGAAAUGUGCCAAGUGGGAAAGGAAUCAAGGAUCAGGAUAGAAAAAUAAAUCUGGGUGCCAGGCCCAAAGCUCCUGCCAGCGGCGCUGCUGGUCAGACUAAAUCAGCCAAGCCUGCAAAGACGUCUGUGGGAAAGGAGCCCCUGCUGGCACACAAAGAAACAAGCCCCCCCAGCAAGCCUGAACCCUUGAGUGCAGGGGCAUGCUCACAGGCUGCUGGAAGUGGUGCCCAUCACCGGAAGGAGAAGACAGCUGGGGAAGGAGACAGUAGUGACAUAACAUCAGGGAGUGCUUCCCCGCAGAACAGCUCCAGCAGCCCAAGAGAUUCAACCACAGGCACAAGACCAAAGAGUGCUGUGAAGACAGCCAGCAGGACCUCUGUCCCGAAGACGGUUGAUUCCACUAAAACAAACAGUGCGGCAAGCAAAACGACAUUAAAAGACAGCAGCAAAAUAAAACAACCAGCCCUUUCAAAUAAAACAGCCACUGAGAGGAGUGUGAAGAGCACCCCAGCAGCUUCUGGGGAAAAUCAUGGACCAAAAUCUGUGGCAGCAAGUGCAAGAAAGCCUGUCUCGCCGAGAAAAGAUGAGAUCAAGCAAGCUGCAAAAGUCUUGACGCCAAACAAAGCACCUAGUGAAGCUCCAUUGGAAUCUACAAAGAAAAAGACAUUUAAACAGUUGAGUGCAGCAAGCACCGAGUUAAAAAACAAUUCCAGACCAGCAAAGGUUGCUGCUGGAAGUUCAAAGCAUACAGUCGCUGGAAGCAAGAGUGUACCAAAGCAAAAAAGUACCUCUGAACAGCCAGCAGUAAAGCUGACAUCUAAAUCAUUAGGAUCAGAAAAACAAGCUCUUUCUGGUCUGAAGAAACCUGCAUCAAAAACCAAGGAAACUUCUAAUGAAAAAAGUUGUACUUCAAAAAGUGCCGGGCCCAAGCAAAACACUCCGGCAGCUGUCAAAGAUGAAACUUCAGGAGGCAGUCACUUGGUGACAGCUCUCUGCACUGAGGAGCUCAACUGCUCUCAGCAAUCGGAAUCUACUGGUGGUGCACAACAGAAAAUGGAACAGUCCGUUGCAGCUUCAGCUUCAUGCCAGCAACCUGAGAGAGUCAGAUCUCAUCAAAGCUUAGAAAACAAUCUACAUAAUUCUGAAUGUGUAGCUCCACUAAUGGAUAAGGAAGAUUUUUGUAUUCCCAGGAAGAGCAAAAAUGAAGCAUCAGUAGCAUUACUGCAUGACAAAGAGGAUUCCAACGAUGCAGCAUUUAAACACACAGGGGACUCAAGCCAGAUAUGCUCAGUUUUACCUAAGGAGAGUGUGAAUCUUGGUAAUCAGCUUCAGGGUAAACAUGCACUACAACCAUCACCUCCAGCAAAGUCAGAUACUGCUAUAGCUCAUGAGACUAUGGUACCGAAUGAAACCAAAAACCUUGCAAGGGUAAUUUUAGAAGAUUUUACUGGUGCGUGUAAAACCACCGAACAGUCAACCAGAGUUACUAAUGUUAACCUUUCUACAACAGAGCGUGUAGCGUCAUCCAGAUUCUGUACCAGUCAAAUACAUCCAUUAUCACUGAAUUCUCCCAAGGAUAUGGAUACUGUGGAAACCCCAGAGAGUCACGAGGACUCCGAAAUGCCUCAAGAAGACCCGUGGAGUACACUUCAUCAGAGAGGCAGCCCCGAGUCUGACACUGGGAGUACCACCACCUCUUCCGAUGAUAUAAAACCCAGGUCUGAAGAUUAUGAUGCUGGAGGAUCCCAGGAUGACGACGGUUCCAACGAAAGAGGGAUUUCAAAAUGCAGCACGAUGUUGUGCCAUGACUUCCUUGGAAGAAGCAGCAGCGACACCAGCACUCCAGAGGAGCUGAAGAUGUAUGAUACUGGCUUGAGAAUAGAGGUAAAACUUAAAGAUAAGAAGCCAUCUGCAGAACCCUUUCACAUACGCUCAAUGAAGGAUGACGACGAGGGCAGGAAGAGGACACAGGCGUGGGCUCACCAGGAGGAGGUACUCAUGGAGGACGAGCCCUGUGAAGAGGAGACAACCGUCGCUGUCAUGAACGAUCCCGAGCAGCAGCAGUCCUCCUCGGAACAAGAAACUGAGGACGAGAGAUCAGAGGCUGAAAUCCCACAGGAAAUCCUUGCUCCGCAAGACCCAUCCCCUCACCACUUUCAGGGCAUUGUCAACCUGGCAUUUGAGGAUAUCGCUGAACAAGAGAACGAGGUCCCGGAGUUACAGUCUGCUUCGAGUUUCAGGCGUUCUGUACUGCUGUCAGUGGACGAAUGCGAGGAGAUGGGAUCUGAAGAGGGCGGAGGACAGACCCCACCUCGCCACCCUGCAGACUCCCUCACUCCUUCAGAAGUGUUUGAGGGGGCUGCCCGUGAUCGUUCUGAGCAACGGGGUAAAUCCUUCUACUCUAGCUACCCCCUGGAAAUGGAAGAAGGUUACUUGGAUGGGGAUAAAGAGAAAGAUAAUGAACUAGUUAAAAAGGGCAACUGUCAGUCUGGCCCUAGUGAUAAUCCUCGUGGAGGUAAACCACAGGUUGACAUUGCAAAAUUUGAACAGAAAAGUGAAAGCCCUGUCCCUCUUACUGAGAAUGAAACAGGAAAGCCCCCGGUCCUGAUAAAAGCUAAUAAACUGCAUGACACCCCUAGUGAUCCCCCAGCACCAGUGAGUGACAUUAGACCUCAAGAAAGACCUUGCCACUUGGAUCUACACCAGAUUGAGAAAUACCGUGAUAGUGGACUGUGGAAAAACUCUGCAGAAGCCGUGGACUGUAAGAAAACUGAGUUGCGUCUUAACUUGCAAGAACAACAUGUGAAAGGGAGUUCUUUGGUAUCAACUGAACAGAAUGCUUCCACUUUAUCAGCAGGAGACUUAGAUGAUUGUGACAGAUUGGAACAAACCUGCACUUUUGACUGCCGACCUUCAAAAUCCCUUUCUCCGAUAUUCGAGAUGGACGUUGGGGAAGCCUUUGAACAGAGCGCGGCCGUGGAAACGUGCAUCGUGGACACACAAGGGGACGAAGACAAUCACUUUGCAGAAAGGGACUGGACGCUGCUUAGGCAGCUGCUUUCCGAUCAGGACUCCAGUUUAGGUAUUGUAAACCAUGUUUCAGAGGACCUGAACCUUGCCCAGUAUCUCAUAACCCAGACACUUGUCCUGUCCUGUGACAGUCUGAACUCUCAGUGUAAACUGCCUGUGGAUAAGGAUACCUUCAAGAAGUGGGCCGAACUAAUGUCCCCGUUGGAGGAGUCCACAGCCAGUAUCACAGUCACCAGUUUUUCACCGGAAGAUUCAGCCUCCCCCCAGGGAGAGUGGACAAUCGUGGAACUUGAAACACAUCAUUAACUCUAUAUAAAAAAAAAAACAGGUCUGGAUUUACUGCUUCGUGCUGUGCUUUACUGAGAGCUUUGCAGCUUUGAUAACCACCUUGGAAUACGUAACAGGAAGCCACUUUGACUUAGGCAGCAUUUUAUUUCAACAGUGGGCUUUAUGCUGUAAUAGCAGUUGUAUCAGGCACAUUUCCCACUGUUUUGUCAGUUCAUAUUUGAGGUACUUAAAUUGUUACAAAAAAAAAAGCUGUUUAGAGUGUUAAUAUUUUUGUAUAUUUAAUGUAUAUUUGAUGUUGCUUAAACAUUCAUUCAUAGAAAUUUUUUCUCAUGUGUCUGUCUUGAUGGUGUUUUACCAAAAAGUAGAAAACAUGUUAAGUUCACUGGUUUACAUUUAGUGUUGUAAGAUUCAAUAAAAUAAUGUAUGUGGUGCAGAGUAAAGUGCCAAAGAAGUGAUUUGCAUGCCUUGCACUAUUUACAGCCGGAAGGCCUGCGUUCUCUUUGUUUUUCAUAGUUUAAACUGACAUCAUUAAUAAGGGCAUUAGGGAAACAGCGCACCAUUAUUGGCACAUUUUUUUGUAAAUUGUAAUUCACAGCAUUACAUAAAUGUAUAAUUGUAUUCAUUUGCUUCACUGAACAGUCUUAUUGGCAGUAAGAAAAAAAAAGUCGAUGUGGUUUUUUUUCUGUUCUGUUUUAGAAGUACUCUUCAGCAUGCAGGGUAAUUGAUUCUGGUAUAUAAUGCACUGGCCUACCUACACCCUGAACAGAGAGUCCUCUUCUCAUCAAACACAUGCAAAUUAUUUUAAUGAGAAAGGUAAAAUGUAUGAGUUUAGUAGGAAUGGUGUACAAUUCAGUGCUGCAUUAAGAGACAGUUUAGUGAAGGGGUUGAAGUGGUAUUGUGUUGGAUGUUGCACCAGUCUCAGUCACUGCAGAAACAUGUUUGUUUUUUUCUUUUGGUUUGGGGGGGUAUUAUAAUUGUCACGGUUCAGGUUUUGAUAUUGCAGAAUGCAGUGCAUCAUGGGAUGCAAAUUGUGUUGCAAGGAAACAAGCGCACACAAUAGACUUAAAAAAACAAAACAACACCACUAUCAUUGAAUUUACUUUGUGAAUAGGGCCCUAGUGUAUGCAGGUAUCUUCAGCGAUUUUCAGAGAUGAAAUGAUUUCAGAGAUAAAGGGUUACAAGCAGUGCUCAAAAGAUCUUAAUUAAACAUUCAAUUAAAAUGCCAGUGAAUAAGGCCACCCAACCCUUGUUUAAACUGGAAAGAACAGUGAACAAACACAGUAACGUCCUGCUGCAGUGAAGAUUUCCUCCAGCUACUUUGGAGGGUCAAUCCUUUCUGCACAAAAAGGUAAGAAACGAUUAUUGUCUUCAACUGUUAACAAAGCCUGCAUGUUCAGGGGAUUAAAACGCACCACCUUAUUCCAAAUGAAGCAUAAAUGUGAAGAGAAAGCAAGUCCUGAUCUCCGAUGUCAAGUAUUGAAGUUCUGUUUCUUUGCUUAACCCCGGAACUGGAGGUAGUUCAUUGCACGUAAUUGUGUACAUUAUAAAAAAAAAAAUGGUGUCAAUGUAAGUUACUGUUGUUUUCACAGUCCACAAAGAACCAUACGUUUUAAGAAAGGCAGUAUCUUCCUGUAAUAAUGUAGAUUUUUGUAGGCAAUGUUUGUAUUACUUGUGUUACAAUGUUACUGCUUUACUUGUUUUUCACAAAUAAAAAUAUAAAUAAAUAAAUAAAAACCAGUUCCAAACAAAGCUGUAUUUU
Messenger RNA from Polyodon spathula (Mississippi paddlefish), 7367 nucleotides. RefSeq names its product BTB domain containing 8 (gene btbd8). Gene Ontology annotation, molecular function: protein binding. The transcript has 20 exons. The record is from RefSeq and is a predicted model, not a curated record. Lineage: Eukaryota; Metazoa; Chordata; Actinopteri; Acipenseriformes; Polyodontidae. The coding region runs from base 128 to 5626 and encodes 1832 amino acids.